AUGGCUAGCGUGGUUAGCAUGCCAACAAUAAAUAUAACAGAACUGCUGAACCAAAUCUUUCCAGACCUCAAUACGCUCGAAGAUCUCAUCAGGAAAUCUCUUGAAAGCUUCAAGGAAGCUAACAGGUUGAGACGAGUUUACCCGAAAGUCGUUGAGCUUCGGAAGCAGUUCAUAGUAGUCGUCGAAAAAAAUGCAGAGCAAGUACUACGAAUAAAGCCGUACUGUGACGAUGUUGCAAUAUACUGUGACGGUGCAUCUAAUAAACAAAUUCAAAUCACGGAUAUCAGAGAAAUUUUGCCAAACUUACGAGCAGACGCCGUACGGCAUGCACAAGCGUUAAAAGAAUUAAAGACGCGCUACCAGUCUGUAGUUGAUGAAAUAAGAGAUUAUUUGACAGAGUUACAUCACGAGAAAAAUGAAGAGGAUUUUAAAGCACGUCGCGAUCGUGCAUUGGAUCUAAUUUCUUACGUGGCAAUUACUACAGCCUUCAGCGGCAUCGCUUGUUAUAGUAUCAGCAUGAUUUUUACUGGACAAGCAGAGCCAUGUCAUUCGAGGACGGUAUCGAGCGAGCCUACAAAUCCAAACAUGAGCUCGACUAACGAAUACGCGGAAGAGAGUGGAUCGAUAACAAUGUCGAGCAGACUUGCACAGACAGAAUUGAAUACGACGGGUGAAGAUGGGGAAUUUACAAUGAUAUGCAACGAAACGAAAAACUGUACAGACAAUAGCACCGCACUUAAUGAAACAAACAAUAAUGGAAAUUUAUCUGCUAUUGCCAACAGCACGUUUUGUAGGAUUACUUCCGCGCUACAUUUAACGCCUCGAUAUUAUCCUUACUUUGGAAUGCCUCUGGCGCUUGUAAUGUUGUUUUGGGGCUGGCGACCUCGGAUUUUAAGUAGAAUGCCCAAUGGAUUCAAAAGACUAUUACCAAGAUGUCUAGUCACUUUCCUUUCUUUUAUACCUGGUGUAUCUCGAAGAACCAGCAAUGACAAAAAAUAUGAAGACUUUACAUUAUUUCUCGAGACACUUUACCGAAUACGUAUCCCUGCAAUUAUCGAAAAUAUCGGUACACUUGUGAACUUUUUUGACAAUCAAGUGAAUGGUUUUGAUACUAUGAUCGAGAGGCUCGAAUCGAUAGACGACCAAAGUUUCUUAAACUUGUCGUUAGAAGUUGGGCAAAAGACGGUACAAAUUUGGAAUGAACGCAAGCAGAACUGCGGAGAAUCCUUUUUACGUAUUAAUCGUAUUGUGACAAGCGAUGAACUUGCAUGA
This is a messenger RNA of Paraglomus occultum, 1272 nucleotides long. The record is from the annotation of a GenBank genome assembly. Lineage: Eukaryota; Fungi; Glomeromycota; Glomeromycetes; Paraglomerales; Paraglomeraceae.